This is a messenger RNA of Exaiptasia diaphana, 2928 nucleotides long. RefSeq lists its product as uncharacterized. The transcript has 9 exons. NCBI's taxonomy places the organism in Eukaryota, Metazoa, Cnidaria, Anthozoa, Actiniaria, Aiptasiidae. Bases 104 to 1261 code for a protein of 385 amino acids. The record is from RefSeq and is a predicted model, not a curated record.
CAUUAUUAGCCAAUCAGAUAUACCUAUCUUACAAACAGAAAGAAAAGUCAAACAGCACAGAACAAUUCCUUUCCUUCAACGGCUUGUUUGGAAAAGCAGUAAAAUGUGGCGGGACAAAGUUAUAGAGGAGAUGCUUAAAGAUGGGAACUUCAAAAUCAAGUUAAUUAAGAUGUUCUUUGGCAGUGAGAAUGAUCAAGCAGGUGCCUUAGCCGCAAACCCUGAUCAUCAUCUUAAAGAAUGCCUUAAAGAACUAGAUGAAAAUGCUUUCUGUAAAAUCAAAGAACAAUUCAAGCAUAAUAUCUCUAACCAUAUGUCAAGAAAGGUAUCAGAAACAGAUGAUGAUGAGAACUCUGAUGAAGUUCUGCCUGAUUCUGAGAAGACACCAGGUGAAAAUGAUCAAGAGCUAGAACUCGAACAAAAUAACAAUUUUUUAGUGCCAGAAAACCCAGAUGCUGAAAUUGUCUCUGGGAUAAACAAUGUGUCCAGAGAUAGAUCUUUUAAGUUCCCUGGUAAUGGUCCUCAUAAGUCAGCUAAACCUGCAGAUCAUGAAUCACCAUCAGAGGCCAUUGAAAAUGACUCUCAACCUAGAUCCAGGCGACCUGAUGGUAUGGGGCCAGCACAUGUCCAGGAAACAUCAGAGUAUUACUCCUAUCAUAUUCAAAGGAGAUGCCAGCAAAAUCAGUGUGUGCCAGAAAUUAGGUGCCAAAUUUGCCGUCAUCCCAUAAGUUUACAGGUGGUUGAUGAUGUUUACAGGAAGAAUGUUGAGUUAAAUGAUCUGAAAGUACAAAUCUCACGGGCACAACAACAAAUAGCUGACUUGCAGCAAAUGUUAGAGACAUUAAGGAAUUACUGUGAUAAUUCUGAUAGAAUUUGGACAUACUUUCUUCAGGAGCUGGGAGAAAGGAAAGAGAAAAUUGAUGAAAUAGAAAGAGAAUUGGUGAGGUUGGAGAAUAAAUCUGAAAAGGAAAAUGAAUUGAUUGAAAAACUAUGGAAGCGAAAUGUGCAACUUGUUGAAGAAUCAUAUGAAAAUCAAAACAGAUUGGAUGAAAUGCAAAAAGAGAAGAAUAAUCUUAUUGAUAAGAUUGAAAAGAUAGAAAACAAUGCAGUUUUGCAGGAAAAUGUUUACAGUGCACAGCUUUUGUCCAUUGAAAACAAAGUCAAAGAAGAAGUUGAAAAACUACAGCAAUCAUACCUUGAAAUGAAAACAUUUUCAAGGCGAAAAUUGUCUAAGAAGCCUUUCCAUAUAAAUCUACAUGUGUAGAUUUUUCUCCUAUAAACUUGACCUAGUCAAAUGAUGUGGCAUGGUCCUGCUAAUUGUGCUUUGUUACUGCUAGCUCAUGGUAUGGCCAGGUCAUUAUGUUAUUGCCACAGUCAAAUAGAUAUUCUCUUGUGGAUGCAGUUAUAUCUACCAAAUCAUCAAGGGUAAGAAUGGAAGAACAAAGAUGGGCUACAACUGCUAGCUUCACUUCUUCCAAACAGACCUUCCCUGGCUGCUUAAUAAUAUGUACAAUUAUGUGAAAAGAUGAAAAAAAGAUAGCAGGAGGUUAACGUAAUUUUCAACUGGAAAACAAAUAUUGUCGAUUAGCUCUUAAUUAUUUGUUUCAUUUGAAAAAUGCUAUUUCAUAAUCAAGAAGACAUUCAUAUAUUUUGCAAUAAGGAGCUUUUUUAAUGCAAAUUGUAAUAAGUCUGACAGUUUCAUGAUGUCUUUGUACCUUUUCUACUUAAAUGUAUGAAUGUUUCCAACAUAUAUAGAGCAGGCCACACAGACUUGGGAAGGCAUUUCAAAAAAUGCUAUAAUAUUAGAAUAUUAAUGACAAUAUACCACCCACCUCAUCACACACCACACAAUCACACACGUCCUAACUUAAGAUUAGCACCCUUCCUCCCUCCCUCCCAGAGGAAAUGAUAUUUUUCAACAAUGAUCUCCUAAAAUUUCAUAGAAUGUAUAAUGUUCACAUUUGGGUGUAUGGGGAUGACAACAGUCCACUGGCGUUUCAAAUAGCCUUCUUUUGAAUUGCGGGGUAGUAGUGAUGAUCCAGGUUUCUAUUUAGGGAGGGGCUAUUUAAUUUAUUUAUUUGUACACUACAGCAAUAUUUAUAAUAGUACAUUAGAGUGUCCUAUUUCCAAGUCAUCAGCAGUGCCCAAGAAACUAAAACUGCUAGGAACUCUCAAUUUGAAAAUUUGUCCCUUAUACUGUAACAAUAUUUAUUAUUACCAUAACUGUUUUCUGCAUAUUUUUUAUUAAAUUCAUAUCUGAUUUUGUUUUCCACAUUGUUCAUCAUCAUAUUAUGACUAUAGAUUUUUAUCCCAUUUUAUAAAGUACAGGGUAAUUUUUAGUGUGUGUGAAGUAUAUAUUGUGAAAUCAAAGUAAUUUAAAUAAGCCAUCUUGCAUAAAUUAACUUAUUUAAUUAGAAUAACUCCUAAAAGUAGGUAAUGCUUAUAAAUCUUUAGAAUGUCAAUUAAUAUAUAUUACUAAUUAUAGAAUGUAAAGUAAAAUAUACAACGUCAAUUAAUAAUUAUAGUUUAAUCAUUACAUUCAUUUAUGCCACUAAGAAAAUAUUGAUAUAUGUGAGUGACGCCUCAGUUUUUCAGUCUCAUAAGUUUCACUUUUUCUGGUUUUCUUAUUCACAUAUCAAAUAUUCUUAUAUCUGCUAUGAUUAGUUUAAUUUUUGCUAUCAGCAGAUACAUGGUCAUUGACCUUGAAAAUCAAAAUUGAAAAAUGCUUAGAAUUUUGUGAUGAAAAAGUAGCGCAAGCCCUGUAAAGGUAUUCUGUGGACUUUAUUCUAUAAUAACUGCAUUUAGCUAAUUUUUUUCAUUGUUGAUGCAAAGUUACUUCAGGAUCAACACAUGCAAUAGUAUAAUUGUAAUUUGAAAUGAAAUACCCUUAAGGUCAUAAAUUCAUUUAACAAUAAAAUUGAAGCAAAAUUA